GCAAAAGCGCCAACGGUACGGAUCGCUUUCCACACAGUUCGUUGCAAGAAAUCGGUUCGUCGUUUUCCACGCCACUAGCGCAUUGUUUUGUGUGCGUGGUGGUCGUCUGUUUUAAUUGCCGUCCCGUGCGAACGGGUUCUAACGGGGAAUUGUGUUGCUAAAAAUUGCCACAAAAAGAAAAAAAGGAAACGCAAUAAUGGUUUAAAAGUUUUUUUGUUUGUUAAACAUGUUUGUGAGAUUCGAACCACCGCGUACCACCGUCGUCAUCAACAGCAGCAGCAGCAGCAGCAAACGCAACAGUAGUGCAGCAUCCAACCAAGCCCGUCGUAGUGGUGCAUCGGCCGUGUGAUCGAAUGUGUUUUCCAGCAAUAAUAAUACAUCCAAGCAAGCCAUACUAGAGCGAGAGAAGAAGAAGAAAAAAUGCGUCUUUCCGCGCGCAUCAAGUGUUUCAAGUAUUUAGUGUACGCAUAUGUUAUUCUAAUAUCGAUAUGUGGCGGUGCACAGCUAGUAAUCGGAGCAUUCCUACUCUGGACCCAUAAGCAGUACGCGCCGAUCGUAAAGAAUCAGUUCUGGGAACCGUUUGCCGUGCUGAUCGGGCUCGGCAUAAUCUCCCAAGCCCUCUGCUACCUUGGCUGGACGUCCACGAGCCGGAAGCAGCGGUGUUACUUAGGAUUGUUCUGCGCAUUUUUAGUGCUCUUCAUUGUGAUCUUAUUCUUAGUGAGUGGGUGGUCGGUCGCCACCAAGGCGCAUCUGAUCGUACCGGCCGAGGUGGCGAUCGAGACGAGCUUUACCGAGUUUCUGGCAAAAGACAACACCAACGAUCAGACGCACAUCUGGAACCGAUUGCAGCGGGAUUUCCGUUGCUGCGGGUACAAUGGCAUCCAUGACUACAAGAAGAACAAGCAGAUGGGCUUCCCCUGGUCCUGCUACGAUCCGAUCGACACGAAAGUCUUCAACACCGGCUGCAUGCACGUGUUCGUGAAGAGCAUCGAGAUGAACAUGAUUCGUGUCGCCGUGGUUGCGGUUGCCUCCGCGCUAAUACAGAGCCUGGGCAUAUUUUGCGCCAUUCAGCUGACGAUGCUGCUCCGACGGCCGACCCUGAUGCUGCCAAACGGUGACAACAACCAUUCGGUGCGGGUCAAGCGAACCCGCGAGCUGACGCCACUGUCACCCGUCACCAUCGGCAAUCCGACGCCCCACAGCAGUACAAAACCGCCGAUUCCACUGAAGCCCGUCGUGCCGCGGGUCGAUCAACCGGUCAUGAAGUCUUCUCACUGAAUUUGGCGUCAGUAACCAUCGCCAGUAACACAUACUAGCCAACGUAUACAAGCCAAGCAGAUGGAAAUCGUAUCGUGCCCAUAAAUCGUUAUUUUUAUCACUAUCUCAGCAGUACACGCGCGAGGCUGUUCCCGUGUUUGGGAAUAGUUUGGACUCCAUAUUUUAAUCACACACGAAUCACAAGUACGCAGCAACCGAGUAGUGAUGGCAUUUCGUUUCGCGUGUUUUUUUUUUAAAUUCAUUCGUCCGUUAGGCGUUAGGUGGUAACUAUGUACUUAAAUUCCGCGCUUACAGGCCGUUAGUCGUUAGAGGGAAGAAUAUGAAGCAGUUUAUCGAAGGAAUUGUCUAAGGAUAAGCGGUUAAGCACAAGCAGCAACGAUCGAAUAUAAUUAUAAUUUAAAGGUAGAGAUUGUAAAAAUAGAGCAAACAGUGAAUCAA
Anopheles merus is the source of this 1716-nucleotide messenger RNA. It is a transcript of the gene TM4SF, whose product is annotated as CD9 antigen. Gene Ontology annotation, cellular component: membrane. The transcript is spliced from 5 exons. The coding region runs from base 421 to 1278 and encodes 285 amino acids. Lineage: Eukaryota; Metazoa; Arthropoda; Insecta; Diptera; Culicidae. Gene Ontology annotation, biological process: protein maturation; protein localization to plasma membrane. The record is from RefSeq and is a predicted model, not a curated record.